Messenger RNA from Acanthamoeba castellanii str. Neff, 1149 nucleotides. RefSeq lists its product as uncharacterized. The record is from RefSeq and is a predicted model, not a curated record. Lineage: Eukaryota; Discosea; Longamoebia; Acanthamoebidae. Bases 1 to 1149 code for a protein of 382 amino acids. The transcript is spliced from 4 exons.
AUGUCGCGUAGGCGGAGAGACGAGGGAGAGGACUACGGCAACGAAGGGGAGGAAGAGGAGGAGGAGUACGGUGGUCGUAGGGGUGGCGGCGGCGGCGGAUCGCGUCGGGGCUUCGCGGCGAUGCCCAAGGAGAAGGUGCGUGCGAUCGCGGCCAAGGGCGGCCGCGAGUCGGGCAGGCGCCGACGAGAGGAAAGCGAAGAGGAGGAAGAAGGCCGAGGCCGCGAAGAAGAAGAAGAAGGCGAAGAAGAGGAAGAGCGCGGCUAUGGCGGCUACGGCAGAGGCGGCGGUCGCCGCGGCUUCGCGGCGAUGCCCAAGGAGAGGGUGCGUGCGAUUGCGGCCAAGGGCGGCCGUGCGUCGGGCAGGCGCCGAAGCGAGGAGAGCGAAGAAGAAGAGGGAGGAGAGGAGGAAUACGGCGGCUACGGCCACGGUGGCACAGGCGGCGGCCGUCGCGGCUUUGCGGCGAUGCCCCGGGAGAAGGUGCGCGCCAUCGCGGCCAAGGGCGGCCGCGCCUCGGGCAAGCGUCGGCGCGAGGAGAGCGAGGAGGAGGAAGGCGGCAGGAGGAGAACCCGAGGACGUAGGGAAGAGGAGGAGGAAGAAGAAGGCGAAGGCUACGGCGAAGAGGAAGAGGGCGGCUACGGCCGACGCGGCCGUGUGCGUGACACCUACGCCACCGGCCCUUCGCAGACCGUGAGGCGGAUGUACGAGCGGGGCGAGAGAAAGCAGCAGCACUCGCUGAGAGAGGAGGACCAGGGCGUCGGGUACCUGGAGUCGCUCGAGGACCGCAUGGGCUACUUCGGCAAGGGAGCGCGCAAGGGCUUCGCCGCGAUGCCGAGGGAGAGGGUCAGAGAGAUCGCGGCCAAGGGCGGCCGUCACUCGCACGGCUUCAAGCGCAAGGCCAGGUACGCUGAGGGGGGCAUGGAGGAGGUGCCCGCGGGCGAGGAGCAGCGGGGCGGGUACUACCGGGUCGGCUUCGCGGCGAUGCCCAGGGAGCGCGUGCGCGAGAUCGCCCGGAAGGGCGGGCGCCACUCGCACGGCUACGGCGAGGAGGAAGGCGGGGACGAGUACCAGCUGGGCGAGGAGGACCGCGAGCACUACCCCAUGCUCACGUCCUCGGGCGCUCGGAGCAGGCGAGCCGGCCAUGCUUACUGA